UGCAGCUAUUUAGGAUUCAUACUAACAUUAUUUCAGGCGGUCGAUACGUCGUAUAUUUGCAUGCUUCCCCCCUGAAGGUACAGAGAGACCUAUAUAUGGAUACCCCGCAUACCCCACGUAUGCGAUUAUGCAAGGGUACCACGGGAAAUGUAUGGGCCGAUAUCUUCAUUUUCUCAUACCACCAUUUUCGUCAUUUUCGUUGCUAUCGUCAUUUCAAUAUUCACGACGAUCGCUCAACCUCCCCUAUUAAGACGUCCGGCCAAUCGCCAAUGCGCACCACAGUCACUUAAGAAACGCGAUUGGCGAUAUGAGCUGCGGUCAGUAUGCGCCCACGGCCUGCCGGGAAUCUGUUCCGGCCCUUUUAUCUCGAUAAUAUCUGUUGGCGGUGCAGUCAACAGCUGAACUAUGCGAGAACUCCAGCUAGGAGGGCCUUCGCCCACUCUGUCGCUCCGCCUCCGCCGAAGCAGAAAUCGAGGUUAAAGGCCGGCUACUUUAUAUCCAACAGGCUCUUACCUCGAAUCCAAACACCCCGGGCAGCUUCGCUGGAAGAUGGUCCCGCUACGGGUGCGCCGGCAGCGAAUCAUGCCGCUCAAGACCUUCCCCACCGGCGCCGACGGGCGGCAAGGCGUAAUACUACGGCGGGAGACCCGUCUACCGCUUCUAACACCUCAGAUCCCGCAACGGCGGCCGAAAAUCCGCUGCCGCAAGAUGCUUCGUCUGCUCUGACUACGGCAUCUACGAAGCACCCGGCCGAUUCCCUGCGUCGACAAAUAUCUCUCCUCCUUUCUCUGUCGAAGCCUCGUCUCACCGUCCUCAUCGUCCUCACUGCUAUGGCACCUUAUGCGUUGUAUCCUAUCCCCGCCUUUCUUUCGCCGUCUAUAGGUCUAGACACGCCCUCCCUAUCGCCCCUGACCCUAACUUUCCUUACCACCGGGACGGCGCUUUGCUCGGCCAGUGCGAACGCUCUUAAUAUGCUCUACGAACCAGCGUGGGACGCCAAGAUGACGCGGACGCGAAACCGGCCCCUGGUUCGCGGGCUCUUAUCAGAGCGCAAAGCCCUCGUCUUCGCCAUCCUCGCGGCCUCCGCCGGUGUCGGUGGCCUCUACUUCGGCGUUAACCCCACAGUCGCGUUCCUGGGCGCUGCGAAUAUCGCGCUCUACGCCGGCGUCUACACGCCCAUGAAGCGCAUCUCCUGGCUCAACACUUGGGUCGGGGCUAUCGUAGGGGGUAUCCCGCCUCUCAUGGGUUGGGCCGCGGCGGCCGGCGAAUCUGCCACGGGAGACGGAUCCUUCCGCGAGCUUCUCCUCACCCCCGACGCCAUUGGUGGUUGGUUAUUUGCCGCGGUGCUAUUCGCCUGGCAAUUUCCUCAUUUCAUGGCCCUAUCGUGGCCUAUAAGAGAGGAAUACAAGGCCGCCGGUCACAAGAUGCUGUGCUGGAUCAACCCCGCACGCAACGCGCGUGUGGCCCUGAGGUACAGCUUGCUCUUCUUCCCAUUAUCUAUCGCGCUCUGCGCCGUAGGGGUGACCGAGUGGACUUUUGCCGUGACGAGCCUACCGGUCAACUUCUGGCUGGCGCGCGAAGCGGUGCGGUUCUGGCGGAGCGAGGGCUUCAAGGGGAGCGCGCGAGGGUUGUUUUGGGCUAGCGUCUGGCACCUGCCGGUCAUCAUGGUUCUAGCUCUCGUGCAAAAGAAAGGAAUGUGGGGACGUGUUUGGAGAAGCGUAGUUGGCGAGCCAGACUUCGAGGACGAGGAAGACGAGGAUUGGAUCGCAGACGAAGUCGGAGAAGAAGCUGAGGUCGCCGACGAUGGGACCAGGACAGUCGUGCCCCCUAUUGGGCCUAAAUGAGCUUACGCUCCGGCCUAGCUUUGCCGAUCUGCACGAGGAUGGCACCUCGGGGAAGAAAAACGCAUAUAUCUGUAACAUAUAUCCCUAUUAUAUGUAAAAGAAACUACUCUCUGGAUCAAACCACGACAGCAGGUUAUAUUAAGUGGCAUGACCCAUCCACACGUGUUCGAAUGAUGCCGACGACGCAAAUUCAGGGGCUGCCGUUUCGGUCAGGAAAUGACUGUAUUUUCGCGACUCCCGCCUGGCUUAGCAAUCUAAUAAUUAUUAACCCCGGUCUCCGGCCAAGGUUCGGGCUCUUUUGUGAGUACAGCUAGCAGAUGGCCUUCCCUAGUCCCGUGGUAUCUAUGUGGUAAAAAUCUAGUAUACAGAGCAUUCACUAAUCAUAAGCCUCUGUUGCCGAAAAGCAGUCAUUAGCAAUACUUGGGUUCCAAACUUCGCCGUACCCCUGAUUCCCUUAGUUCUGGUAUGUGUGAAAACGGAGGGUUGACAUGGUAAAUAUCCGUAGCAUGAUAGUUCCCCCUAAAAGCAAUUAUAAAGGAGCGCCGAGUUUUCUUUCGUAAUCCAAUCUUCUUCCGCCACACUCUCCGUUGCCCCCCGUA
Annulohypoxylon truncatum is the source of this 2443-nucleotide messenger RNA. RefSeq names its product mitochondria protoheme IX farnesyltransferase. The coding region runs from base 324 to 1844 and encodes 506 amino acids. Gene Ontology annotation, biological process: heme biosynthetic process. Gene Ontology annotation, molecular function: protoheme IX farnesyltransferase activity. The record is from RefSeq and is a predicted model, not a curated record. The transcript has a single exon. Lineage: Eukaryota; Fungi; Ascomycota; Sordariomycetes; Xylariales; Hypoxylaceae. Gene Ontology annotation, cellular component: mitochondrion; membrane.